GUGCAAGACUGCUUGGCUGUUGGUUUCACCACAACCAAGCAGUCUUCCGAACCAUCCAGAAGAGGGAUCUGCGGGGGGAAUUUAACAAACCUGGCUCAGUCUUUAAGCUUUGGGCAAGAGGGUUUUUUUUCUCUUCCCCUUUUGCCAGCAGACAAGAUUGAGGAGGGUUUGCAGUUUCUCAGAAACUCUAAGCCACAAAUUCCCAGACAACAAGCUGCUGUGGACAGCCUUGUAGAGUUUUGGUUGAGACGAAUUGGCGUGGACAGGUUGUCUGUGUGGGGACAAGUGCACAGAACAAAUAAUUCAUGCGAGUCAUAUCAUGCUGUUAUGUCAAAGGAUUUGAAGCCCAAGACAAGGUUUUGGACCUUCAUUGAGUACAUCAAGAGAAAAGCUAUGCGAUUCGAGCUGGAUGUAGUCAGAGUUGCAAAUGGUGUAUCUGUCACACGGCAGCAGGGGAAAACAAUGGCACAGCAGAGGAUCGAGAAAGCUAACAGAGAGUUGCUUGCUGGUGGAACUGUUGAGGCUUUCAUAAAGCGCACGCGUUACCUCGGCAUGAAGAAGAGGGUCCUCAGAACCGACGAACCUGAUGAGGAGGGGCAGCAGCAAGUUGUACAGGUUGGGAAUGAAACUGAGGCUGAAGAGACUGACGAUGUACAGCCUCAUCCUGAACCUGAACCUUUACUUGAAGAGGAGCCAGAGGCUGUCUACCAUUCCCCCAUUCACCCUCCCAGGCGUAGCCGCCCACGUAAAGCAGCAGCCCCCUAUAUAUACACCACCAAGAACGCGAAUGGCAGCAUCUCGCCAAGCCAGAACUGAGCAGUCAGACGACACGGAACCAGGACCAUCAACUCUGCAAUCAACUAGUGACAAAGCUGACUGUGUGGUCUGCUACAGUGCCUCUGUGAAUAAGAAAAAGCCAAUCUGCCUGUUUCCCUGCGGUCACACAACUGUCUGCCUUAGAUGUGUCACAAUUAUAAAUAGCUCUACUUGUAAACAUUGCCCCAUUUGCAGAACAGAAAUUGUAUCUUUCAUAGAAGCUCAUAUGAACUUUUAGUUAUUUUGGUUAUUUUAGUUCUUUUACACGGUAGUAAUAUGUACUCGGAGGAAUUUUAUUGAAAUAAAGUCUUUGAUCAAAUAUAGAAAUAAACUUUUUUCGAUAUUCCUGAAGUCUACCUGUUAACAAUUUUGAAACGAACUUAUUACAUGAUAUUACACACGAUCCUAUUUCUAAGCCGAUGUUCAAAUUGGGAAAUAGGUUCGUGGGAAAUAAGUUCGCAGUGUUUCGAACCUAUUUUCACGUACCUGUUUCCCAAAAUCUAGCACGAACUAGUUGACACGUACCACUUUCCCCCUCCCAGCAAUUCCUUCUAAAAAUUUUCUUCCUUCCUAUCUGGAAUGUACAUGAGGCGACAUUACACGGCAACUCCCGUACCAACAACAUUGUGAGGGUUGGAACAAUAAGUUCUCAAACUUAGUUGGACACCACCAUCCCUCUGUAUGGAAGUGCAUACAGUGGUUCCAAAAAGAACACGCUGCCGUGGACACCGUGGUGCAGCAGGACCUGAUUGGCAACGCAUCCAAACCAAGGCACAAGAGAAACGCUAUUCAAUUGUAGAAGCGGCUACUACAUCUCUGUCAGGACAGGGUGGAAGGAAGAAAAUCCAUCCCUGAAUUUUUAGAAGGACUUGCUCACAAUAUACCGAUAACCCGGACACUGCA
Messenger RNA from Portunus trituberculatus (swimming crab), 1719 nucleotides. RefSeq lists its product as uncharacterized. The record is from RefSeq and is a predicted model, not a curated record. The coding region runs from base 328 to 816 and encodes 162 amino acids. The transcript is spliced from 2 exons. Lineage: Eukaryota; Metazoa; Arthropoda; Malacostraca; Decapoda; Portunidae.